Molecule: messenger RNA, 2570 nt
Organism: Erpetoichthys calabaricus (reedfish)
Lineage: Eukaryota; Metazoa; Chordata; Cladistia; Polypteriformes; Polypteridae
Gene: rbm12bb
Product: RNA binding motif protein 12Bb
Exons: 2
Coding region: 186-2177 (663 amino acids)
Biological process (GO): regulation of RNA splicing
Cellular component (GO): ribonucleoprotein complex; nucleoplasm
Molecular function (GO): RNA binding
Source: RefSeq, a predicted model, not a curated record
AAACUGAACGGAAGGUGCAUUAGGUCCUUCAGCGGAAAAAGAAGCGCCGGAGGAGCUGACGCCAUUUCAAUGUUUUCGGUUGCUACGUAUUCAAAAUAAUCAAUUACCGCUCGUCUAUUGCCGGCUGAGAGGAAACAGCGAUUGUGUGUUUCGGUGGUUUAACUGGUGCAAGUGCUGUUUUUUUUAUGCUCAGCAUGGCAGUGGUGAUCCGUUUGCGGGGACUUAGACUUGAGGCUGGGUCUGAGGAUAUACGCACAUUCUUCACUGGACUAAAAAUACCAGAUGGAGGUGUGCAUAUAAUUGGUGGACCUCUUGGAGAGGCUUUCAUUACUUUUUCUACUGAUGAAGAUGCUCGACGGGCUAUGACCCGUUCAGGCGGAUCAAUCGAAGGCUCAUCUGUGAAUCUUCUACUAAGCAGCAAGGCUGAAAUGCAGAACACUUUACAAAUGAGCAGGAGAAGAAUGGAACCUUCCAGAAGAGAGGUUGCAAUUGAAAAAUUCAGAGACAGAAAAUCGGAUUUAAGUGAUAUGACUGCUUCAUUUGCCGAAAACCUUGUUGCAGAAGUUCGACGAAUGAGCCGGACACACAUGAGUGGAAGUGCUGCCCAGCAUGAUUAUCUUCCACCUUCUCAGAGCCACAUAGCUAAGAGUUCUGUGUCAAAUCCUGGUUCUGCUGGUUAUUUAUACUUGCGUGGAAUGCCAUACUCUGUUACAGAAGAUGAUGUAAGAAAUUUUUUUGGAGACUUGUAUGUCGAUGAAGUUAUACUGUUCAAAAAUGCACAAGGAAGAAAAAAAGGAAAUGGCAUGGUAAGAUUUAUAUCAGAAAGCGAUGCAUAUAGAGGCCUAGAGUUUGACAAAAAAUACAUUGGAUCUCGUUUUGUGAAUGUGAAACCUUCCUCUGAGAAGUUCUGGAUUAAUGCUGGAGGAUCUGUAAAACGAAAGGAAGAUCUGAUGGUUUACCAACAUCGUCACCAUUCCCCAGCAUAUCAGAGAAUGAGUCGUUCGAGAUCAAGGUCACCAGUAAGAUACAAAUCCAAUUCAUUUUCACCAUAUAAUGAAGAAAAGCAUUGCAUACUUCUGAAAAAACUUUCACAUUCUACUGAUAAAAGGGAUAUUUUGGAAUUCUUUAAUUCGGCAGCUUUGAGUGAAGACCAGAUCAUGUAUGUAUAUGACAAGGAUGGUAACAGGACCAGAAAUGCUGUAGUUGUGUUUAAACGAUUAAAGGAUUAUUGUAAUGUUCUAGAGCAAACAAACAAUGUCCUUAAAAAUCGCAUAAUUGAUGUGAUACCGGUAUCAAAGGAUGAAGUGGUGGAUAUGUUGCAGUAUAAGAGGAAGACGGAAACCAUCUAUUCAAGAUCUGACAAGCAAAUGGAGAGAAGAGAGAGUGAGGAAAAGUAUUCAUCUUUAAAAACUUGUAUUUAUGUGAGGAACCUUCCAUUUGAUGUCCGUAAAGUAGAAGUGAAACGUUUAUUUGAAGGUUUCAGGAUUUCUGAAAAUUCUGUUUAUUUGCUUACUGAUAAUAAUGGUGUUGGAGUGGGUGAAGCUGUUGUUAGAUUUCGAUCUGAAGAGGAGGCAGCAAAAGCAGAACUUUUGAAUAGAACAAAGUUUUUAGGAACGGAAGUGUUGCUGCGACGCAUCACUGAGAAACAGAUGAAAGAAUUUGGUGUUUUGGACAAUUUCAGAAAUGAGGAAGGUGAUUAUAGUGAGGAGAGCUCCUUAACAUACCAUGACAGCAGCAGGGCAUUCUUUCCUGAUGAAAGGCCCUAUCCAGCAACAGAGUUUGAAGUUCCAAGAGAGAAUUAUGUUCCUAGAAAUCAGGACCCUUCUUUUGGUUACAGUGAUGAUCAUAAUGGGCAUGAUUCAAUGUUGGAUAAUGGUGGUUUCAAGAAUGGAAAUAAGGAACCUGAACUUGGUGGGACAAAUACCACAUUCUUUGAAGGACCUACGUGUGUCAAGCUGACAAAUUUUCCAUCUUCAAUAUCCAUAAAUGAAAUAUAUGACUUUUGCUAUGGCUAUCGGGUGAUACCUGGUUCUGUUUCUCUCCAGUUUACAAAGAGGGGACUCCCUAAGGGUACUGCCACAGUUGUAUUUGAGUCACGUGGGGAAGCUGAAUCAGCAGUUAAAGAGUUGAGCGGUCGACCUGUUGGGACUCAAAAAAUAUAUUUGCAUAUGCUUUAAUUAGGUGUGCGCUAGAAGAAGCGCAUAUGGUCACUUACAUUUUUGCAGCUGUAUAAUGUUGAGAUAAAUGUGAAAUUUAAAUUUGAGUUCAGAUUUACAGCAGCACAUCAAAACAGAAUGAGAAUGCCCUAGCCAAAACAAAAUCUUAUUCUGAAUGCAGUGAAUCUGUGUUCUAUUAGUAAGAUAUUUUUGUGUAUAUGCCAAUUUCUUUACAUCCCUCAUAGAAACCUGGCUUUCCAUUUUGCAGAUCUAAGGCCAAAAUGCAUAUUGCAACUUUUUGUUUUUUUUAAAACCCUCCCCCUUCAAAAAGAAGCGCUUUCUUUACACUUUCAGUUCCUUUGUUGUUCACUUGCAGAUGUAUCUCAAUAAAUAUUUCCUCAUUCAUGUUCUAAA